UGUCAAAAUCAGUAAAAUAACAAAAAAGGUAAAGCAACAAAAUUUCUAAUUUUUUCUAAAUAACUCUAAAUUGUGCAGUGAUUCGUUAAUUUUUUGGUUGUAAACAGGUAUAAAUCACUUCUUAAGUUAAUUAGCGUUAAAGUAAUAUAAAUUAUUCAAUAUUGCAUCAUCUAACCUCAAACGUUCUGGAACUUUCCAAGGGGUUUUGUUUACUUAUUUUCUAAAUUAAGACUACGCAUUUAUCAACAAACAUUUUUAUAGUCGAGUGCAACACUUUCGGCUUUCACCUAAAGCUCGUGGUCCAUUUUUAGCGAAAUGGCGUCAUUGUUAGCAGCUAGGUUAGUUUGUCGAGCACCGGUGAUUCAAUAUACUGUGCUGAGACAACUUCCGAAACAGUCUUUUGUGCGUUCUUACGCUAAUGAAAGCCGCGAUGCUCUCAGUCGGGCUGCCAGAAGACAAACUUUACGUGAACGGGCUAUGGCCCCCACAUCCGGAACUCCUUUUACCAUUGGUCAGGGAGCAGUAGCUGGUGGAGCUCUUUUGGGACUUGGGGCUCUUUGUUAUUAUGGUCUAGGAUUGUCUAAAGAAGUAGGGGCGUUUGAAAGAUCAGUAUUGUGGCCCCAGUAUGUCCGAGAUCGCAUUAAAUCGACUUAUAUGUACUUUGGGAGCUCAAUCGCAAUAACUGCAGCUAGCGCCAUGGCUGCGUUCCGAAGUCCGGUCAUCAUGAACUUAGUAACAAAAAAUGGUUUUAUGGGCAUUGCUAUUACUCUAGGGGCUAUCAUGGGCACUGGAAUAUUAUGCCAAAGCAUUGAAUAUAAGGAAGGUGUCGGAGCGAAACAACUCGCGUGGCUGCUUCACGCCGGCACUAUGGGGGCUGUAUUAGCCCCCAUGUGUUUCUUGGGUGGUCCAUUGCUAAUCAGGGCUGCUUGGUACACUGCUGGAAUUGUAGGAGGUUUGAGUACGGUUGCCGUAUGUGCCCCUAGUGAGAAAUUCAUGAAUAUGGGGGCYCCACUGGCGAUGGGUCUCGGUGUUGUGUUUGCUGCUUCCAUUGGAAGCGCUUUCUUACCACCAWCAACGGCAUUGGGAGCUGGGUUGUAUUCAAUUUCAAUCUAUGGGGGGUUGCUUCUUUUCUCUGCUUUCUUGUUGUAUGAUACUCAAAGGAUUGUUAAGCAAGCGGAGACUUACCCAGCGUCGCCCCAAUUGUAUGGAGUGAGACCCUAUGAUCCUAUUAAUGCGUCAAUUUCGAUUUAUCUGGAUACUUUGAAUAUUUUCAUCAGAAUUGCGACAAUCUUGGCCAGCGGUGGUGGCGGUCAAAGAAGGAAGUAAAACCCGCUUGUGACAAAAAUUAUACUUAUUUUUUUAAUAAUUAUCAAAUAUAUUGAGUUUUGAUUAAGUUUAAGUUUGUAAAUAUAGUGGAUGGAAGAGGUGUGUUUGUAAAAAACGAAUGCGUGAUGUUUUACAAGUAGUUUAUUUAAGCUUUUUGUAUUCACAAUGAUUUGAGUUUUAGUAUUACAAUAAAUAACAUCCGAUAAUAA
This is a messenger RNA of Tribolium madens (black flour beetle), 1535 nucleotides long. Its product is annotated as growth hormone-inducible transmembrane protein. Bases 316 to 1326 code for a protein of 336 amino acids. Gene Ontology annotation, cellular component: mitochondrial inner membrane. The transcript has 5 exons. NCBI's taxonomy places the organism in Eukaryota, Metazoa, Arthropoda, Insecta, Coleoptera, Tenebrionidae. The record is from RefSeq and is a predicted model, not a curated record.